Messenger RNA from Ornithorhynchus anatinus (platypus), 2454 nucleotides. RefSeq names its product solute carrier family 8 member B1 (gene SLC8B1). The transcript has 16 exons. The record is from RefSeq and is a predicted model, not a curated record. Gene Ontology annotation, biological process: intracellular calcium ion homeostasis; calcium export from the mitochondrion. Gene Ontology annotation, molecular function: calcium:sodium antiporter activity. Lineage: Eukaryota; Metazoa; Chordata; Mammalia; Monotremata; Ornithorhynchidae. Gene Ontology annotation, cellular component: membrane. The coding region runs from base 313 to 2058 and encodes 581 amino acids.
GGAGAAGUGGCGCCUUGUCACUUUAAGGAGGCCGGGCCGGGCCAGGGGAGGAGGAAGCGGAGCCGGACCUCAGGUUGGCAGCUGGACGUUGCCCGGGGGUUGCCCGGGGGUUGCCCGGAGGUUGCCCAGGAGGAAUCUCCUGGGACAGGACAGUGGUCUGCAGAGCAGCUCCAGGAUCAUGCGAGGGGCAGGCCGCCCGAUCAACCCAGAGCCUUACGAAACCCAACGGCCUCAGCAGGGUGAGCAGCCGUCCCGGGCCCUUCCCGGGCCCCGCCGGAGGAAGUCCACGGACCAGCGGCUGCCGGCGUGGCGAUGAGGGGCCGGAGUUUGCUGUGGGCCUCGGCCGGGGUCGCGGGGGCUUCCGGGGCCCCGGACCUCUGGAGAGCCCCGGAAGGGGCCGUGGAUUGCCGGGAAGCGAGCGGCCUGGCCCCCGCAGAGCGGUGCCUUUUCGUGCGGACUACGCCCGACUGCCAGACCGACGGCGGCUUCCUCAACUACCUCGAUGGGGCCUACUGCUUCUUCCCCCCGGCCCUGACGCCCCUGGCCGUCUCCCUCUACGCUGUCUGGCUGCUUUACCUCUUCCUGAUCCUCGGAGUCACCGCUGAGAAGUUUUUCUGCCCCAACCUCUCCGCCAUCUCCACUACGCUGAAGCUGGCCCACAAUGUGGCAGGCGUCACCUUCCUGGCCUUCGGGAACGGGGCUCCCGAUGUCUUCAGUGCAGUGGUGGCCUUCUCUGACCCCCGGACCGCCAGCCUGGCCCUGGGGGCCCUCUUCGGCGCGGGGGUCUUCGUCACCACGGUGGUGGCCGGCGGAAUCGCGUUGGUCGGACCCUUCCGGGCCGCCUCCCGGCCCUUCCUCCGAGACACCGUCUUCUACCUGGCUGCCGUCUUCGGGACCUUCACCGCCCUGUACCUCGGGAGGAUCACUCUGGCCUGGGCCCUCGGUCAGUGGGAGCCGCCCCGGGGGCCCGGAGGGUCCGGAGGGCCGGUGGGGCCAGGAGGCUACCUCGGGCUCUACAUCUUCUACGUCGUCACUGUUGUCCUCUGCACCUGGAUCUACCGCUGGCAACGCGACGCAGCCCUGCCCCGUUCUGCCCCCGGCACCCCGGAGCUCCUGGAGGGCUCGGAUGACGGAAGCCCCUCCGUGGCCCACAGCUAUGAGUACGAGGAUGAGUUCCAGCCCCUGCUCCCCUACGAGGAGACGACGGGGCAGAUACUGUGCCAGGCCAUCAACCCCCUGGACUACCGCACGUGGCGGAGGAAGCCCUGGUACUGGAAACUCUUCAAAGUUUUGAAGGUGCCCGCGGAGUUGGUGUUGCGGCUCACGGUGCCCGUGGUGGACCCCGACAAGGACGAUCGCAACUGGAAACGCCCCCUCAACUGCCUCCAUCUGGUCAGCAGCCCCCUGGUGUGUGCCCUGACCCUCCAGUCCGGUGCCUACGGGCUGUUUGAGAUCCAGGGCGUGUUUCCAGUGUGGGGCGUGGUUGUGAUCGCGGGGACCUUUGUCGCCACCGUCACCUUCUUCGCUACAUCCAACAAGGAGCCCCCAAGGUUGCACUGGCUCUUUGCAUUCCUGGGCUUCCUGGUCAGCGCGCUCUGGAUCAACGCAGCAGCCACCGAGGUGGUGAACGUCUUACGGACUCUAGGAGUCAUCUUCCAGUUGAGCAACACCGUCCUGGGCCUCACCUUACUGGCCUGGGGCAACAGCAUUGGGGACGCCUUCUCCGACGUGACGCUGGCCCGGCAGGGGUACCCGCGGAUGGCCUUCUCGGCCUGCUUCGGGGGCAUAAUCUUCAACAUGCUGGUGGGAGUGGGGCUGGGCUGCGUCCUGGAGAUCACCAGGAGCCACGAGAAUGUGAAGCUGGAGGUGGACGGGCUCGUGGCUUGGGUCCUGGCGGGGGCCCUGGGCCUGAGCCUGGUGUUCUCCCUGGUGGCGGUGCCCCUGCAGUGUUUCCAGCUGGGCAGAGGCUACGGCUUCUGCCUCCUCCUCUUCUACGUGGCCUUCGUCAUCGUGGCUCUGCUCACCGAAUUCGGGGUGAUCCGACCGGCUGCCGGCUGAGCCCACCGGGCGGGGACCCAGGAGGGACCCGACGGCGCCCCCGAUCUCUGCCCCCUCCCCCAGACCGGAUCUCUGAGACGACGACGACCGCGGAGCUGCGGGCUGGAGCGGUCCCCUACCCGCCACGGGCCGCCGGUCUCUCGGCUUCCGCGUGGACGCUUCACCCGAGAGAGGCAGGGGCGCGACCCGCUCCGGGACCACGAGCGGAUGUGGCCUGGUAAUCCACAGGAGGGAGGCCGGAGAGGGCCGGAAAACAGAGACCUCUCCCGCCGUCCACCGCUGGGUCAGGAGGCCUGAAGACCUCAUCGCUCAGGGACCCCUGGAUUUACUGGGGAGGAGGGAACGGGGAGAAGGACCGCUGCAGAUAGGCGUACAAUAAACAGACAUCGAACCUAG